Messenger RNA from Penicillium taxi, 780 nucleotides. RefSeq names its product haloacid dehalogenase, type II. Bases 1 to 780 code for a protein of 259 amino acids. The record is from RefSeq and is a predicted model, not a curated record. NCBI's taxonomy places the organism in Eukaryota, Fungi, Ascomycota, Eurotiomycetes, Eurotiales, Aspergillaceae. Gene Ontology annotation, molecular function: hydrolase activity, acting on halide bonds, in C-halide compounds. The transcript has a single exon.
AUGCAGCCCAAGGCCCUACUUUUCGAUACUUUUGGCACAGUCGUCGAAUGGCGAUCUUGUGUCACAACCGCCUUGAGCAGUGCAACCCAACAAGCUCUGACAGAUCCUUCCAAGGAAAUCUCUACCGAAGCCCGAGUGCGCGCAUCACAAUUGACCACCUCAGAUUGGGUCAGCCUAGUCGAAGAAUGGCGGAUGUCAUAUGCAGUAUUUACGAGAGAUUUUGAUCCCUCCAAAAAAUUCGUAUCGGUAGAUCAGCACCACUACACAGCUCUACAAGAUCUCCUCUCUGCGCGGGGACUCCGAGAUUUGUUCUCUGAUGACGAGCUACGGGAUCUGACUUUUGCUUGGCAUCGGCUCAAUCCUUGGCCAGAUAGCGUCUCUGGAUUGGCACGGCUUAAUACUGCAUUUAUCACGGCCACACUGUCUAACGGGAAUAUUUCUCUGCUGGAAGAUCUCAAAGAGUUUGGGUCUCUUCCUUUUCAGCAUCUUGUAAGUGCUGAAAACUUCCAGGCCUACAAACCUUCACCUAAGGUGUAUCUUGGUGCAGCGAAAUUGCUGGGGGUUGAACCCAGUCAAUGUGCUUUGGUGGCGGCUCAUCUUCAUGAUUUGAAAGCUGCGAAGGACUGUGGAUUCCACACGAUCUAUGUUGAGCGGGAAGCAGAGGAUACAUGGAAUGCUGAGCAGAUUGCGCAGGCUAGGGAGGAUGGAUUCGUUGAUAUCUGGAUUGAACUGAAUACAGGGGGCUUUAACGAGGUAGCUCGGCUAUUGGGAAUCGAAUAG